AUGACUCUCUACAGCGCAACGUACCACCAGGACAAGGAGGCCCGUCGCAUGGCGGCGCUCGAAGCCCAACUCCGCAUCUCGCACCCGUUCCGCCGCCCCGCCACCACCAAGUCGGCGGCCAAGUCCACGCCCAAGCCAGCUACACGCUCCACUACUGCCACUGCGGUGCGCUCUGCACCUCGCACCAGCAACACGCCGAUCGCGCGUCCUGCAUCGGAUUUGGCACGCGACCACAAGAUGGAGAUCGACCGUUUGCAAGCCGAGCACCAAGCUACUUUGGCUGCCAUGACCGAGAAGCUCCAUGCUGCCCACGACCACGUGCUGGAGCUUGCGCACCGCGUCCUUCGGCGCGACGACACGAUCGCUGCGCUCCGCGAAAAGCUCGAGCGCCGCGUUGCACGCAAGGAGGCUGAAGUGCAACACCUCAAAAUGCACUUGGUUGACGCCAACGCCGUUAUUGCCGAAAACAAGACUACGAUUGCGGAGCUCAACGAGCAACUCAUCAAGACCGAGACGGUCCUCGCCGACACGGUCGCUCAAAAGGACGGCACGAUCGCGCAGCUCUCGGAGCAAGUGACGAGCCUGAAGGCCCAAGCAGCAGGAACCUCCAACGACGCGCUGGGCGCUGCCAACGAGCGCGCGAUCCAGCUCGCACACCGCGUCCUUCGGCGCGACGAUACGAUCACUGCGUUGCGGGAGAAGAUGGAGCGCCGCCUUGCACGCAAGGAGGCCCAGGUGCAGCACAUCAAGAUGCACUUGGUCGACGCCGACGCCACCAUUGCCAAGAACAAGACGACGAUUUCGGAGCUCCAAACAUGGGUCAAGAGCCUCGAGACCCAGAUUCACGCCGCCAUCGCCUCCAACGACUCGCUUCUCGCGACUCUGCAGCAGCCAACUCGAGCUUCUUUGUGGUCGAAUGGACCGCCGCACUCGACAGACGACUUGGACUCGCUCGCCUCGUCCGAGAUGGAGCCACUUGCAGAGCCAUCGUCUUGCGUUUCACCGACUUACCCCAUCAACAGCGUCCGCCAACUCGUCAACGCCACCUCCAACUACAACAGCCAGGGCGAGGCAACGUGCCAGACGCAUUGGAUAUACAACAACUAG
Messenger RNA from Saprolegnia diclina VS20, 1107 nucleotides. RefSeq lists its product as hypothetical. The transcript has a single exon. Bases 1 to 1107 code for a protein of 368 amino acids. The record is from RefSeq and is a predicted model, not a curated record. NCBI's taxonomy places the organism in Eukaryota, Oomycota, Saprolegniomycetes, Saprolegniales, Saprolegniaceae.